This is a messenger RNA of Toxorhynchites rutilus septentrionalis, 3247 nucleotides long. Its product is annotated as beclin-1-like protein A. NCBI's taxonomy places the organism in Eukaryota, Metazoa, Arthropoda, Insecta, Diptera, Culicidae. The transcript has 4 exons. The record is from RefSeq and is a predicted model, not a curated record. The coding region runs from base 746 to 1930 and encodes 394 amino acids. Gene Ontology annotation, molecular function: sequence-specific DNA binding.
GUCCCGUGAAGCUAUUGGCGUGUGGAUCCGUCGGUAGGCCAGAGGAAAAUCAGGCGAGUGCGAAAAAAAAAAAUAGUGGCAAGAUAUUGCACUAAACCGCGGUCACUUGGUGUUGAUUUCGUGAUAAAGCCUAACACUGCAGCGUUGGGAGCCAAUAUUGCACGAAUCCGAACAGGAAGCCAAGCGUUUUGGGCUGGAAAAUUGGCACGGUUUAGAAAGCGAAGAAAAUUUUCCACAUCGCCACUCGUCUUGUCUUAGGGAAGAAAAAAGAGAAGAAAAUCUCGAGAGUGAAGUGGACCUCUUUUCGUGGAAUGGAUUCCUCAGUUCGAGUCUCAGUCAGUUCGCGUAUAGUUUAGUGAGUGUGAGGUACGGGAAUCGCAAAAGAAGGAGUGUGUGGACAAAAAGAAGCCGUUGGGCAGCUGCUACAGUUAUAGAGUAUAGCGCACCGACGAAAGAAUCGAGGACAGUUAGUCUUGGGGUUGUGACGCUUCAGUUUUAUCUAAUUAUGGCGAGCUGAGUUCCCAACGGUUCCGCUGGUCAGUGUGUGGUAGUGGUGCCAUUGCCGAAGACGUGAAAAUCGAGUCAUCAUAAUCAUCGAGCUAGCGGGUGUUUGUUGGAUAAGGGCCGCCCCCCUCGGAAGGGGAAGACAAGCACAUUUUCCCCCCGAAAACCAAUUCCCACAAACUGUCAGGAAAUUCGAUCUUGGAACUCGUCGUCAAACACACAAACACAAUAAUCCCGAACGAUGCCACCAUCUUACUGUUCGGUCGCCGGAUGCUCGAAUAGUCGAGGUCCUACGUGCAGCUUGUACUGCUUUCCCAAGGAUGAUGCUGUGUGCAAACAGUGGGUCGAGUUUUGCAACCGGCCCGAGCUGUGGAAGAAGUACAACGAGAAUGGCCCCGAGUACCUGUACAAGAGUUCUCGAAUCUGCUCCGACCACUUUCAGCCGAACGAUUUCAACAAUCCAAAUCUUUUCAGUCAAGGGUUGAAAAAAGGUUCGGUGCCUACACUGUAUCCAGCCAGUAAAGAACCAAAGAAUCGCUACAGCACUGGGGGAAUUGGUGGAAUCAGUGGAAUCGCACUUGGUGGUGGUGUUGGUGGUAACUCGCCUCCCAACAGCAACAACAACAACAGCGACAAUGAUUCACUCGUCAUAACAGUGCCAACGAAGCGACCGCUGCUGUCGCAGUCCUCAGCACAGCAGCCAGUUGCCAAGCAGCGAAGAUCACUACCUCCCACCUCCGGCACCACCAAUAUCAGCAACGUCGCCGUGAGUGGUGCACUGGCCGGUCUGAUACAGCGUCAGCAGCUGAAAGAGCAACAGCGGAAAGCAUUCGCAGCGGCCCUACAGCUGCAGCAUCGACAACAGCAGCAGGUACACAUCCAGCAGCCACGAUCACUACUUGCCUCACUGAAAUUGAAGCCAAAUCCCAACAACAAUAACAACAACAACAACCACAUCAGCAACAAUAACAACAGCAGCAGCAAUGGCAAAGGGGCAGCUGCCGGGCAGGAAAAACUCGAGGACGAACGAGGCUAUGGCAUCAACUACGUGGACACGGAAGGAGGAGACUCCUCCGAGGGAGAUUCCAGCUACAACAAUUCUAUGGAAGAAGAGCUCGCGGCCUACAAGCAGCUCCAGCAGAUGAAGGCCGUGAAAGCGGCGGCCGCAGUCAUCCCUGCCUCCCUCAAGUCCGAGCUGACGGUAACGCCGGCCACCAACUACACCUCCAACAGCAACCGCAGCACGUCCUCAGCGGCAGCAGUGGCUCCUCCCACCGCAAACGGUACCACCAAUUACAAGGAAAAGUACGAGCAAACGCUGAAGGAACUGUUCGCGUGCCGAAAGAUUGUCAAAAACCAGAACAACGCCAUCAAGCAGCUUCAGGGCGAAAUAGAUUUUUUGAACCAGCUGCUGAAGGAGAAAUGAUGUCCUCGCUCGUCGUCGUUUAGGAGGACAGCGGGUUUGUUGUUGCCGAUCGCCAGAGAAACUAGCAGUGAUAGCAGUAGCUUGGUGCCAAUGGUUUUAAAACUUUAAAAUAGGUAUGUGUGUGUGCGAGCGCGUUGAGUAUGUGUGUGUAUGCGUUCGUGAGUAUGUCUCGAGUGAGAUCGAUGCUGAUCCUCCGGAUCUCUUUGUAUUAUAUUGGAUGAGUUUAACCUUUAAGUCACAAGAGAAAGGGGUAGUACAAGGAGCCAACAAGUCCGCAUAGAUGUAAUUUUACACUUUGAUUAUCGAUGGUACUGAUGUUUCUUUCAGUGCAUAUUUCAAUAGCUUUUACUUAACUCCUAGCUUGUGCCAGUAAUGUAACGUUUAAAGAUAGUUUCUUCAAUUUCUUGGUGUGCAAGAGUUUUUAAUAUGUAUAAACAAAAAUGACGUUUUCGUCUUGCUAACAAACAAACAAACAAAAAAAACGCACGUUCUAAUAAUAGUUACCAAUUUGCAAACACAACCCGUCUGUUGUUUGGCUGAAGCACACUUUCGACGGGUUUUCUUUUUUGUUUUGAAAAGCAUGCGAACAUUCCAAGAGCGCUGAAUUUCCGAAGAAGAAUGACAAAGCAUUUUAGUUCACCACAGUUUAGUUGCGCUUACGACUUGUACACCACAUUGUGUCACCAUCAGACAACCAACUGUUACGACUGAAAAAAAAACCAAGAGGUGGACACUCUGAUAUUCAACAGUAUACAUCAACAUGAUUCAGGCAAAAUGGGCAGGUGGGAGAGUUAUCAUUAAUAUUUAGAGACCGAGGUUUAACCCGAAAACGCGGCUAUACGACAACAGAAAACAGGACAAGAAAGCGCCUUCAAAACAACAUAGUUAAAAUUUAAAAACAAUACAAACGAAGAAGAUAUAAACAAAAGUACCCAACAUUUAUUGAUUGAUCCAAUCGAUUACAAGGUUUCGGAUGCAUAGAGAAUAAAAGCACAUGAAUAAAUUUGAUAAGAUAUAACAGCUGCUAGAUAGUAGGGGAUAUUUGUGGAAUUGUAUAGAAUUAUUAUCUACGAUAUUAGUCACAGACGCGGGAGCGAAUUAGUAAGUUACGGGAUUCUAAACAGACAAGCGAAACCAUAGUUUAAACAUCUAUGAGAGAAGAAAAAGGAAACCAAAACACAAGUACCAGUCCUAUCCAAAUUUGACUGAUUCCAAGUAGUCUAACGAGUGAAACACAAUAACCUGGAACAAAACCAAAUGAGAAUGAACGAUUGAAAAAAUGUAUUUUUUGUUGUUGCCAAUAAAUGGUUAGAAAAC